Molecule: messenger RNA, 834 nt
Organism: Naegleria lovaniensis
Lineage: Eukaryota; Heterolobosea; Eutetramitea; Acrasida; Naegleriidae
Exons: 2
Coding region: 1-834 (277 amino acids)
Source: RefSeq, a predicted model, not a curated record
AUGAUUCUUUCUGUCACUGAUCAAAUUUUCACGGCACAAGCUCAGGCACAAGAAUUUCAUUCCAUGCAUUUAGAAAUGUGUCGAGGAUUUGCAAUAUCUGGAUAUGGCUCUUAUUAUGUCGUCAAAAAUAUGAUCAUUUCGAAUACUGGAAAUGCUGGCGUUCAAAUUUCACAAUGUCAUUUCGGUUGUCAAAUCGUGAAUUCCACUUUUUACGAAUUAGGACAAGGUGGAUUAAAUAUUGGUGGAGGAGUUCGAGCCUAUUUGAAUGCAACCAAUACGUUGAUCAUGAACAAUACCAUGUUUAAUUUCACUCGAAUUGGAAAGUGCUAUCGUCCUGGUGUGAAUAUUUUGGGUGGAGUUGGUUACACAAUUACACAUAAUGAAAUUUAUUCGGCAGAUCAUUCCGCCAUUGUAUAUAAGGGCAACUAUCAUGACAUUUCCUAUAACAAGAUUUAUGAUGUGUGUAAAAUUGUUGGAGAUGCUGGCGCGAUUUAUAGUGGUCGAGAUUGGACAUUUAGAGGAAAUACCAUUCGCUAUAAUUUGAUUGCGAAAAGUAGGGGACCUGGAUUGUAUGGUACAACUUGUUUGUAUUUGGACGAUCGUUACUCGAGUGCAGAAGUGUAUGGUAACAUUUUUUAUGAUUGUUAUCGUGGAAUUCAAGUAGGAGGAGGAAGAGACAAUCAUGUAUUCAACAACAUUUUUGUGAACAAUACAAUUAGUUUACAGGUUGAUUGGAGAGUGAACACAACCGACAUGUAUCUUAAAAUGUAUUCGAAUUUGAUGGCUGUUCCUUAUCAAAAUUCCUUUUGGUCGAAAGCUUUUCCAAAUUGGUAA